AUGAAGCAAAAGUCAUGCGAACGCUACGCGGAUUUCGUUAUUCGAUUGAAACAGCAGGUCUCCCAGUGCGGGUUCGAGAAGUACGACGCUGAAGUGAGCAAUAUUUUGAGUGAUAUUUAUAUGAUCGACGCGAUGGUUGAGGGUUGUUCCUCUAACGAGGUUCGACGCAGAGUUUUGCUAAUGGAUUUAUCCUGUCCGGAAAUCGAAGACUUAGGAAUCGCGCAAGAAAGUGUUGAUCAGCAAAUAGAAGAGAUAGCGACCGAUAAACCCCCGGAAAAAGUUUUUAAAAUUGAACAACUUGGACGGUUCAGAGGAAAAUGUACAGCGGGAAGUACAAAAUUAACAGAGAAGUCAUGCUUUAACUGUGGUCGUCUAGGACAUUUUGCUGUGUCACCUAUUUGCCCUGCCCGUGGAAAACAAUGCCGGAACUGUAAAAGCUACGGACAUUUUGAGAAGCUGUGUCGGAAAGCGAAGCGAACAACACAAAGAGAUACGCAAAAACUCAUCAGAGUGGUGGAGGAAACACCGAAUCCAGAAAAACCGAAAGUGGAAUUAGAAAAGAACGAAACGAAGGUGUACUGUGCGUUCUACUCGGGAAAUGAAUCGAACAUUCUAACGGUUGAGAUUGGAGGAGUCUCCAUUGAGUGGUGA
Molecule: messenger RNA, 651 nt
Organism: Topomyia yanbarensis
Lineage: Eukaryota; Metazoa; Arthropoda; Insecta; Diptera; Culicidae
Exons: 1
Coding region: 1-651 (216 amino acids)
Molecular function (GO): nucleic acid binding; zinc ion binding
Source: RefSeq, a predicted model, not a curated record